This is a messenger RNA of Laccaria bicolor S238N-H82, 819 nucleotides long. RefSeq lists its product as uncharacterized. Bases 1 to 819 code for a protein of 272 amino acids. Lineage: Eukaryota; Fungi; Basidiomycota; Agaricomycetes; Agaricales; Hydnangiaceae. The record is from RefSeq and is a predicted model, not a curated record. The transcript is spliced from 6 exons.
AUGGACUUAUACCUCCUUGAUACACUAGUAUUCAACAAGAUACACAGCCAGCUUUGCAUGUAUCUUCAAAUGCUCAGUCUCCACAUCUAUAAAGUAGCUCAACUUCUCAUUGUAUUUGUUCGAAUAAAUACAACAAGUACAGACAAUCCGGCACCUGAAGCGGCGAAUGGUGUAAAUGGUAGCGUGUCCGUACCCUUAACACAAUGGAUUUCAUUAGUGACAAAAAGCUGGGUAGCGGGUUUUGUGCCCACAGGCGCGCUACGUGGUUAUUUGGACAUGAUUGUCAUCCUACGGGUGGUUGAUGCCAACGUUACACAUUGUGACAUGGCUUCUCGCUUCAAGUUCAACCACCACCAACAUGCCCACUUUGACACCACCAUGCCCUGUCAUGCAACCCCACCACUGCAAUGGACAACGCCCAACAAACGACGACGUGGCAACUAUGUGACACAUAUGGACGACAACGAUGAUUAUGUUGUCGUCGUCAUCGAUGUAAACCACAGGAGGGGUAUGCCGCUCGUCAGCGUCCACGUCACGACGCGAGGCGGGACAGAUGCCAACCAAAAGGUGGCCACCGGAGGGUGUACAAAGGACGGACGACGACGAUGGCGUAUGGACGACAACGACAACGACGAGGGCGUACGGACAACGACAACGACGAGGGCGUAUGGACAACGACAACGACGAGGGCGUACGGACGACAACGACGACGUACAGACGACGACAACGACAACGUACGGACGACAACGACGAAGACGACGUACGGACGAUGACGAAGACGACGUACGGACGAUGACGAAGACGACGUACGGACGAUGA